This is a messenger RNA of Iphiclides podalirius (scarce swallowtail), 5523 nucleotides long. The record is from the annotation of a GenBank genome assembly. Lineage: Eukaryota; Metazoa; Arthropoda; Insecta; Lepidoptera; Papilionidae.
AUGAAACUAAGUUUCAACGAUGCAUGUUCAAUGAACGGCGUUACUAAUUGGCUUGUGCCUGUCACCCAAAGUAUUAAAGAUACUGAUCGAGGUAUUUUCUUCCGAAGAUCUACCUCCAAUAUAACAGGUAUUAACACCGUAACAUUCAGCGAGGGACUGAACGCAGGACCAUAUAUAAAUGCGUCAUAUAGUGAAACUUCCGUGUUUACCAUCGCAACGAACGAUGAUUUCCAAAACUACGAAGAACUAGAGACCGUAGCUUCUAUGGGCGUAACUGUCGUCUUUAGAUGCAGUGGCGGUUCACUUAGCACCCUGGUCUUUUUCAUAAACAUUAUAGACACAAAUAAUAAUGCACCGCAAUUCAGGCCGAAUAGUGUUUAUCUUUUCAAAAUUGCACCGCCUGUUCCACCAGGAUUUCUGAUCACCGAUUGCAUCAAUGAUAUUAUCGCACGCGAUAUUGAUCUGACGACAGAAAAGAUUGUAUUCGAAAUACAACAAAAUCCAUAUUUUGAAAUUAGCUACAACGGGAGCACAACGCCUAAAGAAUUCAAAGCAAUAUUGAAGACAUCUGCAUUUAUAAGAAGAUUGCCGGAGCCAAUAACCUUAUGGAUUAGUGCUACGGAUGUCGAUCGUACCACCGAUCCUCCACUCACAACAAAUGGAACAAUUCGCAUUGAAGCUGAUACUGAAUUUGAAUUUCCAGACGAUCUCAUAUUCUCCGGAACUUUUUACUUAGGAAAUUAUUCGGACGAUCAUCAAGUGUUGCUACAGAAGGAAAUCUACCUUCAACAGGGUUACGAUGAAAAUGUAACUUUUACAUUAGAAGGAGAUAACAAAGACCAUUUUGAAAUUAUUCAAAACGGAAACAGUCUUAAUUUAAAUGUAACUAAUCCGAUUCCCAUUGGAACUAUCGCACAAACGCAGAUAUAUUUAAUUAUAAGAGCAAGUCGAGAGCUUACGAGUGGCACAACUGCAACAAUCAUAUUAAGCUUUCAAGCUAGGACUUUGGCUUUUAAAUCUCUUACUUACAGCGGUUUUUUGGUAAAUAGCGACGUUGCACUAGAAACAAUGGAAUUAAGUGUUGGUUAUGAUGAGGAUGUAACCUUCAAACUAACAGGAGAAUAUUCAACUUAUUUUGCAACACUAAAUACUGGAAAUCAAGUAACAUUGAAAGUAUUAGAUGAGCUUCCCGAGACCAUAAUUUCUGAAAACAGCCUUUUGAUUUUUAAUUUAUUUGCAACUGCUAACAAUACAAGCACAGCGACAACAACUAUAAUACUGGAAAUUAUAAAAGAGGACACAGUAACACCAGUAUUUAGUCAAAAUAUUUAUUAUAGUACUUAUUCCUCGGCGUCCCUAUUAAACACAGAAAAUGUAUCUUUAAUACAAGGGCUCAGCGAAAAUGUAACAUUUCGACUUUCCGGAGAUCACGCACAAUUUUUCAAUAUUUCUCGCCAGGAAAACAAUAUCUCAAUAUUUUUACAGUCCUCAAUACCUCGGGAGAUAAUUUAUAACGAAAAAGUUCUAAUAUUCAACAUAAUAGCAGAGAAGCCAUUAACUGUAGGCGCUAACGCUGCUAUAUCUAUUAGUUUUCCACCAGAACUUACCGACCCAGUAACGAUGAGAUUUUCGAAAAAUACUUACAUUGGUAAAAUAGAAAACAAUGUGUUGACAAUUGAGACACUCGUACUCAUUGAAGGUUUCCUACCUGAAACUUCAUUUUCACUUAUUGGAGAAAUUAUAAAGGAAAUCCCACCAACAACUGCCACGUUCGAGCAACCUUAUUACUAUGGAGAAUACUCUAACGAAAUCGGCCUACAGUUUACCAAUACUAUUCGUUUAAAAGAAAAUUUAAACGAUAAUGUUACCUUAGAACUUGUUGGCAAUUACUCAGAAUGGUUCACCCUUAUACCUGCGGACGAAGGCGCAUCUCUAGCAACCAUAUCUCCUUUGCCAUCAGAUAUAUUGGCACACAAUAGACAACUUAUCUUCAUCAUCUCUGCAGAAAUGUAUAAUAACAUGACAAUAGCUAGGUCAACAAUUUUCAUUGUGCUUACAGAUGACAAAAACAUCAAGCCUAUACUUAGUUUCGAGAGGACUCAUUACAUUGGAACUAUCAAUGACACAACACUUGAGUUGCAACCUAUUUCUCUUAUCAAUGACUUUUCUGAAGAUGUGUUAUUUUCGCUGCACGGGGAAUUAGCAAUUUACUUUACGAAUACAUCAAAUGGAAAAACAGUAUCUAUAACAUUGCCGACCCCAAUUCCUGAAGAGUCUCUGCCUGACAACCGAAUAAUAAUACUCGAGUUACAAGCAUCUUCUUCCGGAGCUUUAUCAACUUACGCCAUUAUUGUUCUUCAAGUAUUACAACAUGAUGAAGUUCUUGACAGCACCAAUGUACUACAAUUUGCUGAGACGUAUUACGUCGGAUUUUACAACGAAGUUGAUGGUUUCAUAUUUAAUAACAAUAUAACGCUUGCUAAAGGAUACGAUGAUAGUGUUGAGUUUUCAUUGCACGGUGAAAACUCGAUUUGGUUUACAAUAUCACCGUUGGACGAAGGGGUCACAAUAUCCAUCAACGGUUCACUUUCUUCAGCUGUAUUGGCUAAUAAUACUCAGCUCAUUUUCGAAAUUAACGCAAAUAGACCUGGCAAUCCUCUCACAGCUAGAUCUACUAUAAUCAUCAUCCUUACAAAGGAGAUUCGUACAUCACUCCUCGGUUUUGAAAAGAGGAAUUACAUCGGCUCGGUGGAUAAUGUUACGGUUAAUCUUGAAGCAAUUAGGUUGGUAGAAGGGUUUUCAACAAACGUUGAAUUUUCCCUCAUCGGAGAGUUUUCGAUAUUUUUUACGAAGAUGAUUGACGGGGCUACAGUUUUUAUAUCAUUGCAGAACGGCAUUUCAGAAGAAAUUUUAUCUAAUAAUCGAGUUAUCAUACUAGAGCUCAUGGCAUCAGCACCGGAAGCUAUACCAAGUUACACCUCAAUUAUACUCGAAGUUAAAAUGCAAAGCGAAUUGCCUAUUUACAUUGAGCUGCUUGAGUUCAACCAAACAUACUAUACCGGAGUUUACAGCAUAACCGAAGGCCUAAUUUUUGAUAAUACUAUUAGCCUCACGGAGGGUUCCCACGAAAGAGUAGAUUUCGCACUUGAAGGAGAUCACUCCAUAUGGUUUGCCCUGGAGCCGACAGAGAACGGCUUAAUACUAAUUCUUACUAGUCCCAUACCAUUAGCAAUACUCUCCGAAAAUUGGCAGCUUAUUUUCAUUGCAACUGCCAGAAAACCGGAAAGCUUUAUUAGUGCUAGAUCAACAAUCGUGAUUUCUCUUCCAAGUGAUUCUGACGAUGCUUAUAUAUUAUUUGAUAAGUUGCACUACAGUGGUGUUUGGCGUGGCGGUGACAUAUCACAUGAAAGUAUUUUUGUUUCCGGGUACAAUGGGACACGUAUUGAAAUUUACGGAGAUUACGUCACUUUCUUCACGGCUCAAAUAAACGCCGGAAUCGUGACUGUUCAGCUAAGAGGCACAACGCCUCCACCCAUUGAUAAAUCUCACGUAGUUCUAGAACUUCGUGUUCCUGGUGCUGGCUCUGUUCUCAUACUUGAUGUCAUUCAACAAGAAACUCCUGGUACCCCUACCGUGAGAUUUAGUUCAGCUUCAUACGUUAUGCAAGUGGACAAUACACAGACGGGAUUAAUCGGACAGGUUGCAGCAAGCGCUGAUAACGGAGAAGACAUUAUCUACUCACUACUAGUAGACCAAGAGGAUCUGAAAGAGCGGCUCUCAGUGAACAAAGAAGGAGAAGUUCAUCUCUUCGCUCCAGCUGGCAUCGGUGUGCACACGUUCCGAGUUCUGGCCACGACUCAACUCACCAUGGUGAAUGACAGUGCUGUGGUGCUGCUUAUUGUCGAGGGAGCUGAUAAGUGUACUAAUGAAGAAGGGGUUCCUCCGCUAAUUCUGUUAGAUAGAGACGAAGAAUCUCCUCACGAAAAUCUGGUCGUGUUGAAUAAGACAACACACGAGAACUGCCAGUUCGUCAUGAUAAACCAUUGGCCUGUCGACCAAGCGUGGCUGUACGUAGACGAAAACGGCCUUCAUACCAGGUCUAUCGACAGGGAGCACGAGACGAUCGCAUUUAUGGCACUUUCCCAGAUACAAGUCGAGCUGAUACUGCAUUGCCAGAACGACGAACCAACUACUAGGACUAAGCGCUCUCUCAACACCGACGUGAGGUUAAAUCCUUUAGGGCCAUACGAUUACGGCCCCCUCAAAUGGGCUCUGACGGACUCUAUUUCGUACAAUGUCAGACGAAGCUUCGUAAACCUGAUCGUUAACGACAUCAAUGACAACAACCCGAUAUUUGAGUUGAAGGAAACAGAGCCCAUCGCUGUCGGUUAUCCGAUACCAGAUUUAGUAGAGACCGUUUCCCCUCGAGCUUUAGCGGAAUUAAAGGCAACAGACGCGGACGUGGGUGAGAAUGCAGCGUUGGUCUACUGGAGCCCUGAGCCUGCACUGGCGGUCUCAUCAUCGACUGGAUAUGUACACGUGCGCAGCAAUGCGGAUCUUGAGAACGGAGAUCGCUUUACAAUUUACGCGACUGAUCGCAACGGACUAGGACAUACUGGAUCAAUUGACAUAGUGAUACGACUUUUAAAUAUUGAUCGUAUAGCCGUAAUCACAAUUCGAGGCGCAUUUCUGGAAGACGAAAACACUGUUUUAGCGAAUUUGAGUACUACUCUCGGAUACGAAGUAAAAACUCUGCGGUCUAAAGUGAUUCCGGUGAACUCUAAACCAAAUGUAACUGCAAACGUAUAUAGAAAAGGAAGCCAAAUUGAUGAUAGUGGUGGAGCGGUUUUACAGCUGUAUAUUUAUGGAUUAAUUGACCGUGACCCUGUAGAUGUUGGACGUCUCACUACUGACAUAAAUAAUAAUAUUAUUAUGGCAAAUUUAGUUACUGCGUUAUCUCUACAAGAUCAUCUAGAGAGACGUGAGGCAUGUACGAUUCCAGAGCAAGAUACCGGCUUGUUAGCUGCAACAAUAGCACUCAGUAUCGUGCUUUUUAUCCUAAUUGUGGUGUUAGUGGCUUGGCUAUUCCUUAAAUGGAGGAAAAAAAGGAGUUAUGACCAAUUUAGCGAUGAAAACAGCUUAACUUCUAGAGAUCAAAUACAGCAGCCGCCAAAGGGUGAUGAACUUGAUAAACCAAGAUUAAAUUUGGAUCAGCUAAAAAGAAGUGAAAAACGACUUCAAGAAAUGCUCGAUGUCCCUGUAGACAAGCCCGAUACCAGUGAACCGCAGAAGGAGAUUCCAAUUGAAACUAUUGUUAAUGUAGCACCAGAGCAGCGGAUGCCUUUGGUAAUACAAUCUAUUGACAAACUAAAAGACGCAGCUGAUGCUUCGGACGAUGAAGAUGAAUUUGGAGAAACUAAGACACCGCGAAGAAAAUCAGUGGUUACAUUCAAUGAGAACGUUGAAAAAAUUAUACAUCUAGAGGAUAAUCACAGUGAUGGCGAGUACGAAGUUUAUAAAUUU